GGCUACCUCGAGGAGGCCAGGGCCCUUGGCACGAUCCUCGGCUUCGACCUCGCGGGCGUCGUGGGCCUCCCGGGCGACAAGUGGUACGUGAGCGACCCCACCUCGUCGCACUUCGGGGAGGAGGUGCCGCCCCAGGUGCUCGCCAACGAGGAGGUCCUGGUGCGGCGCGGGGACGUCGGGCUCGCGCGGCUCGACGACGUCUGGAUUCACGCGAUCAAGGUGAGCGAGGGGCAGAACUUCGACACGUACCUCGCGAGAGCUCGCGGGGGAGCUGGCCGGGACCCGCGUGUCGUCGGCGACGAGAGGGACCAGGACGGAGGCAGGUACAUCGACUUCCGCGACUCGGUCCGCCGCAUGAAGGAGACGACGAUCCCGGGCUGGCCUCUGCAGGGCCGCCGUGCCACGAGGGAGGCUGUGCUCUCCCUUCGCGACGGAGGUCAGGGCAAUUGGGAGGAGCACCACACCACCUGGCUCCGACGCAGCGGAGUGGCCGAGCGAGGCAACGUGGCCCGCGAGCACCACAUGAUUUGCGUGUCUCUUCGGAUGAUGCAGCAGUUCGAUCAGCUGGACCUGUUCAACAUCGCGGGCGCCGAGUACCUCGUCAGGCGGCUCAAGCAGCUGGAGUCGGCCACCCGCAAGAACCCUCGGGCUCCCGAUUUCGAGGGGCUCGACCUCAUCCUCGACACGGGGGUCGACGACACGGGUGGCAUGGUGCUGCCAGAGUUCGAUGGAUGGGUUGGCGAUCAGGCGCGCGCCCGCGCCCAGACUACGAAGGCGAAUCGGCAGUGGCAGGAGGAGAGGACGGCCGCGCAGCCCAAGGCGCCCCCGAAGGGGCCCAAGGGCGGCGGGGCCGACGCUGGCAACGGGUGCUCCAGCGACGCUCUCGUGAACACCGUGUUCGUGAGGCAGUUCGCUCGAUCAACUGUCUCGCCGCCUGCACGGUGCGCCAUCGUGGCCGCGGGCCAGGAGCUCCUCAAGUCCGACUCGCUCUACGGAGGCGCGCCGUCCAAGGUCGUCCCGUACGAGGAGUCCAAGCUCAAGUUCUGGCAGUCCUCGGUCACGCCUCGAGACGUGGAGGAGGUCUGCCCCAAGUUCGUCGUCGACGCCUUCCGCGACCCCGACGCCUACAUCCGCAAGCCGGACCGCGUGGUGGAGCAGGACCUCGAGCUCCUGCCGCCGAUCAAGCCGUACUGGGACGCGCGGCUUGCCAGCGACGCCCGCCUUCGGCGGGACUUCCUCCUCAGGCUCGCGGGGCGGGGGCUGGUCGGCUUCCGGAGGCGGAUCAGGUCACGCGUGGGGUGUUUCUUCGUCGAGAAGAAGGGCGGCUGGAUCCGCCUGGUCGUCGACGCUCGCGACACCAACCGCACCCACUGGGCGCCCCCGCAUGCCGCCCUCGGGACCCCGGCUGCCCUCAGCGAGCAGGACUGGUCCGAUGCUGCGCUCGCGGACGCCGGAUGGGUUAGUGCUGACGGCUCGCCUGCUCAGAUCUUCGGGUCGUCCCUCGACCUCCAGGACUCGUUCUACCAGUUCUUCUCGGAGCGCGUCGCGGAGGAUUUCGGGAUGGACUUUCCUGAGCGGGCGUCCUACUACCAGGUCUCCCACAUCUGGACGCCCGACGGCCUGUCCCCUGUCGACCCCGACGAGCUCGUGUUCCCGGUCUUCCGCGGGGUGCCGAUGGGGUGGUCAUGGGCACUCUGGGCCGUGCACUCGUCCGUCACGUCCUGGGUCUCGGACACGCUGCCGGGGGGUGCCCGACGCCUGCUGCUUGACAAGCAGCCGGCUCCCGUCGCGGCACCCUUCCGCCCCACAGGGUCGGUCUACGUGGACAACGUCUCGUUCCUGGGCCUCUCGAGCGACGACGUCGGGCACGCGCUGCAGGCCGCGAAGGACAAGCUCGACUCGCUCGGCAUCGCGCACCACGAGGUCGAGGGCCCGGCCACGCACUUCACCACCGUCGGCGUCGAGUACGACGGGAGGCGGAGGCGUCUGCGGCAUUCAGAUCACCGAGCCUGGCGCCUCUAUUUGGCCUGUCAGGAGCUCGAGCGCCCUGGGGUUCCGCGCGCGGCCUGGCAGAUCCGUGUGUUCCUCGGGCACUGUGUGCAGCACUGCCUGCUGCUGCGGCCGGCCCUCUCGAUCUUCCGCCUGCUCUACCGCUUCGUGGACGCGCAGGGUCAGGGGCCUCCAGUCGCGCUGUCUGCUGGGGCCCGCCGGGAGAUCCAGCUCUUCAGGGGCCUCAUCUUCCAGGCCGUCGUCUUCUUGGACCGGCCGAUGUCCUCCCUGGUUUUGUGCUCCGACUCGUCCGAGGCAGGCUACGCCCUCCAUCGCCGACGCGCUGACGUUCGACUCCUUCGGCAGCUGGCUGCUGCCCGGGAGAGGUGGAGGUUCGUCCCCGACGAGAAGCGCCCCGACGCGGCGCUCGACGACACCUUCUCCCCGGGCUGGGCGCCUGGCGCUGGAGGGGCGCUGGGAGAGCCGCCGGGCGCUACAGGCGUGGCCGUCUGGGCCCCGCCGCCGACGCGCUCGAGGGAGGGCGCCCGAGGCGUGCUCAAAGGCCGGCUCAGACCCACUGUGCGGCCUGCUGGCGUCUCCGUGCCCGACAGCCUCGUCGAUCCCAGGGACUGGUCUCUCACCGUCGAGGGCGCCUGGCGCCGCACGGCCCCCAUCCACCUGCUGGAGGGCCGCAUCGCCCUGGGCGGCCUGCGACACGCCGCCCGGCAGGUCGACUGCCACGGCUCCCGGGUGCUCAGCCUGGGCGACAACAUGUCGGAGCUCCUCUCCGUCGAGAAGGGGCGAGCCGUGGACCACGGCCUCGCCUGUCUGUGCCGGCGGGCCGCCGCCUACCAGAUCGCCUGCGGGAUCUCCUGGCGGCGCCGGCACCUCGACACGGACCGCAACCUCAGUGACGCGGGGUCGAGGAAGGCGCUGCAGGGCGUCUACCGCCCAG
Prorocentrum cordatum is the source of this 2944-nucleotide messenger RNA. Lineage: Eukaryota; Dinophyceae; Prorocentrales; Prorocentraceae. The record is from the annotation of a GenBank genome assembly.